AUGGCCAAAGACAAGUCCUCCACAAGCGAAGAUAACUACGACGCCAGACUACCAGCCGUGCUGCCUUUUGCACAGCCGCUAGCGUCCAAAAAGCUAAACAAGAAGGUGCUCAAGACUGUCAAGAAGGCUUCCAAGGCCAAAAACGUGAAAAGAGGUGUCAAAGAGGUGGUUAAGGCGUUGAGAAAGGGCGAAAAGGGCCUGGUUGUCAUUGCUGGUGACAUCUCUCCUCCAGACGUCAUCUCGCACAUCCCCGUGCUGUGCGAAGAUCAAACUGUUCCAUACAUCUUCGUGCCCUCCAAGCAAGACCUUGGUUCCGCGGGAGCCACCAAGAGACCCACCUCCGUGGUUUUCGUGGUGCCAGGCAGCAGUAAGAAGAAGGACGGUAAGGCCAAGGAAGAAGAGUACCGCGAGAGCUUCGACGACGUCGUCAAGGAAGUCAAGUCCUUGUAA
This is a messenger RNA of Lachancea meyersii CBS 8951, 450 nucleotides long. The record is from the annotation of a GenBank genome assembly. NCBI's taxonomy places the organism in Eukaryota, Fungi, Ascomycota, Saccharomycetes, Saccharomycetales, Saccharomycetaceae.